AUGGCCGCCGACCGCGACAGUAGCAUGUCUGAGGACGAUGUUCCCCUUGCUUCUCAGACUUCCACCACCGCUAAUGGCACAAACGGCACAAACGGCUCUGGCAGCCACGUCGCUAAGAACGGCAACGGCCGAGCCCGUGACGACUCCCCCAUGGACGAAGACGAUGAAGAUGGCAUGCCCCUUUCGCAGACGGUGAACGGGAACGGAAACAAUAACGUGACCUCCGCCGCCUCCGCGCCGAACCGCAAGCGCAAGGCCACCACCUCUCCUCCCUCCUCAGACGAAGAGGAUGAUGUUCCGCUCGCAUCUUCGCAGCCGACUGCGCAUCGCUCGGCAGCCGUGCCCAUGCCAGGCGCCGCGGCCGCCACGACGGUCUCACGCGACUCGUUGCCGCCACUCAACGGCAAGGGCAAGCUCAAGCCGGCCAAAUGGGACAACGACGACGAAGUGGAGGAUCUGAGUGACAGUAGCGAGGACGACGUGCCACUUGCCGCUUCGAGCGUCCCUCCCACGCCUGCCAAGCCGCGCACGAAUGGCAAGGCCAAAGCCGUCAAGGAGGAGGAGGACAGUGAUCCCGAGUCGGCGGCUAACAAGGCCAAGGCGGCGAAAGCUAAGCCUGCACGCGCGGUGAAGCGGCGCAAGACGACGAUCAAGGAGGAGAGCGAUGAGGACGAUGACGUGCCGCUACAACAGGAAACUCCGAAGAAGCCGGCUGCGAAGCGGGGUGCGAAACGCGUCAAGAAGGAGGAGGAUGAUUCGGGUGCAGAAGAUGUUAAGCCGAAGAAGCGUGCGAGGGUGAAGAAAGAGGAGAAGGAGACUAAGGAGGAGAAAGCUAAGGCCAAGGCCAAAGCGAAGAAGGAGAAGGAAGAGAAGGAAGAGGAGGAGAUCCAUCGCUGGUGGGAGGCGAACGGUGGCAUUCAGGGCGAUGACGAGCAGAAGUGGACAACGCUCGAACAUUCAGGUGUAAUGUUCGCUCCGCCGUAUGAGCCGUUGCCAAAGGACGUCAAGAUGAAAUACAACGGCAAACCCGUCUCUUUACCGCCCGCCGCUGAAGAGGUCGCUGGCUUCUACGGCGCCAUGAUUGAGACCGACCACGCCAAGGACGCCACUUUCAACCAGAACUUCUUCGCUGACUUCCUCAAGGUCCUCAAGAAGAAUCCACCUACCGACGGUACCAAGAUCACGGACUUCGAUAAAUGCGACUUCCGGCCGAUGCUUGAAUACUUCGAGGCCGAGAAGGCUAAGAAGAAAGCAAUGACUUCAGCCGAGAAGAAAGAGGCUAAGGCGCAGAAGGAGGCGGCGGAACUCAAAUACACGACUUGUCUACUCGACGGGCGCAAGGAGAAGGUCGGCAACUUCCGCAUUGAGCCUCCAGGUCUAUUCCGCGGUCGUGGCGAGCAUCCGAAGAAGGGCGCGCUCAAGCUCCGUGUACGUCCGGAGGAUGUCACGAUCAAUAUCGGCAAGGAGGCCCCCAUACCGAAGCCUAACGUCGGUGGUAACUGGAAGGAGGUCAUCCACGACAAUACCGUUACUUGGCUCGCGACAUGGGUUGAGAAUGUCAAUGGCAACCACAAAUAUGUCUUCCUCGCGCCUGGUAGUUCGCUCAAGGGUCAAAGCGAUAUGAACAAGUUCGAGAAGGCGCGUGAGCUCAAGACACACAUCGACCGCAUCCGCGCCGACUACACCGCUGAGCUCACGGACAAGCAGAUGGCGACUCGUAUGCGCGCAACGGCAAUGUACUUUAUCGACGUUCUCGCGCUUCGUGCGGGUAACGAGAAGGGCGAGGACGAGGCAGAUACCGUCGGUUGUUGUUCGUUGCGCUGCGAGCACGUCACGCUCGACCCUGGUCCGCCGCAACAGCUUGUGUUCGACUUCUUGGGUAAAGACUCCAUUCGGUACUACAACAAGGUCGAGGUCAACGAGACGGUAUUCAAGAAUAUCAGGAUCUUCAAGAAGAACAAGGAGGAUAGCGAUGACCUAUUCGACCGCCUAUCUCCUGGUCUCUUGAACAAGCACUUGCAAAGCUACAUGAAGGGCUUGAGCGCGAAGGUUUUCCGUACAUACAACGCAUCAAUCACGUUCCAGCGUCAGCUCGACCAGGGCACACCGGAGAAGGGCACGCUACAGGAGAAGCUCAACCACUACAACCACGCCAACCGUAUGGUCGCCAUUUUGUGCAACCAUCAACGUGCUGCGCCCAAGACGCACGAGCAGUCGAUGGGCAAGAUGAAGGACAGGUUGCGUGGCAUGAAGUAUGAGCGCAUGAAGCUCCGACAUGCGCUGUUUGGUCUUGACGCCAAGUACAAGAAGAAGAAAGCUUACUCUGCUGACGAGUCUGACUUCGAAGACGAAGACGUAGGCGAGGUCGAGGAGAUGCUCAAAGCGAAAGAGCUUGAGCGCGUGCAGAAGAAGUUCGCCAAGGAGAACGAGAAGCUCGCGGCGGACGGCGAGCCUGAGCAGACGGCUGACGUGCUGAAGGAGCGCGAGAAGGCUGUGCAUGACGAGUACAAGCGGUUGGCGAAAGAGAGGGGCACGGGCAAGGCGACGUUGAAGAGGGAGAAGGCGCCGGAGAAGAUCGAAGAGGCGAUCGCGAAGUUGGACGAUAGGAUCAAAACGUUCAAGCUGCAGAUGGAGGAUCGCGAGGCGGGUAAGGAGGUCGCGCUCGGGACGAGUAAGAUCAACUACCUCGACCCUCGGAUCACCGCCGCUUGGUGCAAGAAACACGAUGUACCGAUAGAGAAGCUUUUCUCCAAGACGCUACUCACCAAGUUCCCCUGGGCAUUGGAGGUCGACGACGAGUGGAAGUUCUGA
This is a messenger RNA of Peniophora sp. CBMAI 1063, 2811 nucleotides long. The record is from the annotation of a GenBank genome assembly. NCBI's taxonomy places the organism in Eukaryota, Fungi, Basidiomycota, Agaricomycetes, Russulales, Peniophoraceae.